Messenger RNA from Eremomyces bilateralis CBS 781.70, 1883 nucleotides. RefSeq lists its product as uncharacterized. The record is from RefSeq and is a predicted model, not a curated record. The coding region runs from base 278 to 1762 and encodes 494 amino acids. NCBI's taxonomy places the organism in Eukaryota, Fungi, Ascomycota, Dothideomycetes, Eremomycetales, Eremomycetaceae. The transcript is spliced from 3 exons.
GGGCCCAAUGAACUCCUGCUGGCUUUGGGUGACCAGAAGAAGCAACUGAGCCCCAAGGUCUCCACUCUGGCAUUCAGUUGAUGUUUAGGGAUAUCUAUAGCGAGUCAGAAUGCACAUUAAUGUUUCAAAAGAUGCCUCGAGCCGGAUUCCAGUUAGCUAUAUAUGACUCUAAAUCUCUAAUGCGGAUAUCCAUUGCAAUUGGCUCUUGUUGUACUUCAUCAUCCUCUGACCUACCCUGCAAAGUCUAAGUUUUGGUGCUACACCGCCGGAUUUCAUUAUGGCGGAGCUUCUUUAUGCUGCUCUCGUUGCACUGUUCUUUCUCGGCUCUGGAUUUAUAUUGGCGACCAACAAGACAAGCAGAGCCGUAGUAUUAGACCGAGUCCGCUUUCGCCGCCGACGGUCAUCACAGUCCAAGACCCCUCCACGAUCGCUGUCACCUUCUACGAAGGAAGGUCGUUCUUUGGGACUCUCGGAGUAUGCAGAUACUUUCCCGCCGUCUCGAAGGUGCGCCGUGAGCGACCUGGGCCCCGACUGCCCAUUGUUGAAAGAUCGGACUCUGGUGGAGUUUAUCUCGACUUGUCCUGGCUCACGAACGUCCUUGGCUCCCAUGGACCUCCCUUUCUCACAGUGGAGUCCCAACCACUAUACGUGCAUGGAGUUCUCUAAAGAGGAAAUCGAGGCGCUGGGUGGCUUUCCUGACUACGCUGCGCUAAGCGGAGUUCCUCUUCCACAGCCCUAUCAUGAAUUUGAUAUUGACACAGCUAUGUCACGGCCAUAUCGGCCAUUCAGAUGGAGUUACCACCAGACCAUGUCAUUGACAAAGAUGGAAUCCGACUGGUGGCUUGAACUUGCGAAGGGAUACGCUGAUCGAGUCCAGCAACGGCAAGGAAUAUAUGAAAAGGUCGGGAAAUGCGUGCUGGACUCGCUCCCUGGUUCUGAACUUGCAUGCCGAGAGCUGAUGGAGAUGGUCGUCCAAUUCCUCUGCGCGCGGUAUCCGCAGUACUUCCGACUGGACAAGGCUACAAUGACCCUGCAUAACGCCAUACUAAACACAACAUCGGACCUCCGGAAGAUUGAUCCCUUAGAAGUCAUCAUGAACAACAUACCAGAAGAUUUUGCGAUUAUGCUUCGCAACCCGGAGACUGGCAUCUACCACCUUCGAGCGGGCGUCAUCUGCAGCGCCCUUGGAUGGAACCUGGGGACGAAGAUGGGCAUGAAGCUAGAUGAGAUCCACGGUCCUAUUCCAGACUACAAGGAGAAGAUGCAAUUCUCAAUGGACAGAUACUUCGCAAAGAAACCAUCCAACAAGUCCAUCCAGCGCAGCUCCUGGGGCCUCGAGGUCGACGAACCGCUCUAUAUGCCACCCGGCGAUCCCCACGAGAAGUACCGCGAUUCGCAAAGUCCCGAGCUCAACAUCGACCGCUGCAACCUCCGCGUGGACUGGCAGACUUUACGGCGCCUGCCGCUAUCGGGUGCCAUCAUCUUCAACUUCAAAGCUCUCUUCACGCCCGUCUCGGAAUUUCGCGACGAGGCAUAUAUCCCGAGUUUGGUCCUGAAAGUCUUGCGGGAGGGUAAGCCCAGCCUCAUGGAGUACAAGAGCACGUGGCACACGGAGCAUGUGGUGAUUCCUGCGCUGGAAAAGUAUGAGAAGGAACAGAUCGAGAAAGAAAUGAUCCCGCCGGAUUGGACGCCGAAUACGUUAGAUGAGGCGCCGUAUUUCCCGGACUGGGAGGAGAAGUGGCAUCGUCAGCAGGGCUACUGAGGUUCAGCUGUACAGUCUGUGGUUGAUUUGAAAGCAUAACUUAUGGAGUGGAUGGACAAAGUCUGUGUUCGGUAGUUAGCUAGCAGGAUUGGUGACGCCUUCCUAUUUUAAUGUAUUCCAU